This is a messenger RNA of Limanda limanda (common dab), 1191 nucleotides long. RefSeq names its product eukaryotic translation initiation factor 2B, subunit 1 alpha (gene eif2b1). The coding region runs from base 233 to 1141 and encodes 302 amino acids. NCBI's taxonomy places the organism in Eukaryota, Metazoa, Chordata, Actinopteri, Pleuronectiformes, Pleuronectidae. The record is from RefSeq and is a predicted model, not a curated record. Gene Ontology annotation, cellular component: eukaryotic translation initiation factor 2B complex. The transcript has 9 exons. Gene Ontology annotation, biological process: translational initiation. Gene Ontology annotation, molecular function: translation initiation factor activity; guanyl-nucleotide exchange factor activity.
GCAGCGCCGCCACAGUCAGCUAAUGGUGUUCAGCUCUUCACAAACCGACCACAGCUGGCGUGUCAGCUGGUUUUCACCUGGUAACUGUGACUGAAACUGCUUGUUGUAAAGUCGCGUUUGACGGGAGCUGAUAUAAAAACCUGUUGACUGCCUGAAACUAGCGAAAAAACCUCCGACGCUUGAUUCGCCGUGGUUUGUUUCUACCCUGAGAACUCCACCUGUCAGACUGACGAUGGAUGAAGAAGAGCUGGUGGAGUAUUUCAGGGCUCAGAUGAGGGAAGACCCGGACAUGGCCUCAGCUGUGGCCUCUAUCCGCACUCUGCUGGAAUUCCUUAAGAGAGACAAAGGUGAAACCAUCCUGGGCCUGAGGGAGAGCCUGACUUGGGCCACAGACUGCCUGACGCGAGUGGACUCCUCUGUGGGCGUGUCCUCAGGGGGGGAGCUCUUCCUGCGCUUCAUAAGCCUCACGUCACUGGAGCACCAGGAUCUGUCUCGUUGUAAGAAGGUGAUGGAAGAGAGGGGAGAACUGUUUCUAGAGAAGAUCUCAAUGUCCAGGGCCAAGGUUGCAAAGCUCUGUCACACCUUCAUCAAAGACGGGGCUAAAAUCCUGACUCACUCCUACUCCAGAGUCGUCCUCAGAGUGCUGGAAAAAGCUGCAGCUGAGAAGAAACGUUUCUCUGUGUAUGUGACUGAAUCGCAGCCUGACUCAGCUGGGCGACAGAUGGCCGAAGCCCUGAGAAAACUUAAUGUUCCAGUAACAGUGGUCCUGGAUGCAGCCGUCGGGUAUGUCCUGGAGAAGGUGGAUCUAGUUAUUGUUGGUGCAGAGGGAGUUGUUGAGAGCGGAGGAAUCAUCAACAAGAUCGGCACUUAUCAGACGGCGAUGUGCUCCAAAGCUCACAACAAGCCCUUCUACGUUGUGGCAGAGAGUUUCAAGUUUGUCCGGCUCUAUCCGCUCAACCAACAGGAUGUGCCAGAUAAAUUUAAGUACAAAGCAGAAACCCUGAAGACGGUGCAGAACCUGUCAGAGGAGCAUCCGAUCAUCGAUUACACGCCUCCCUCCCUCAUCACCCUCCUCUUCACCGACCUGGGCGUCCUCACCCCGUCCGCUGUCAGCGACGAACUCAUCAAACUUUAUUUAUGACCGUGACUCAAAAGUCUCAAAUAAAACCCUUUUAUCAAAGGGCAAACAAA